This is a messenger RNA of Nicotiana tabacum (common tobacco), 600 nucleotides long. The record is from RefSeq and is a predicted model, not a curated record. NCBI's taxonomy places the organism in Eukaryota, Viridiplantae, Streptophyta, Magnoliopsida, Solanales, Solanaceae.
GAAAAACAUUACUCCAAAAAUUUAAAAAAAUCUCAGCUCCCCCCGAGCCAGACGUUAAACGACGUCACUUUAAUGUACCCUUUCCCCAAAAAUUGGGGCUUUGUAAAUUCAUUUGAACAAUUCACAAAUUGUAGAAUUUAGGGUUCUUUUUCAGUAAUGGAAAGUGGGAUUUGUAGUCCCACAAGAUGAAAAGCAGUCAAGAAGAAGCGAGCCGCGGCGGCGCAGCAGAUGAAGAAAGUGUGAAAUUUCACAGUGUUGUACAGCCACUUAGGGAUUUAGAAUCCAACUGGGGUGUUGAUUUAGCCAAAAAUCUUGAAGAAUAUUUGCUCAAAAUUUGCUCUGGUGAAAUUACUAGAGAUAAUUAUGAUGAUGGUCAUGUGAAUUUUGCUGAAGCUGCAUUGCUGCUUCAGGGGUCAGUUCAGGUGUACAGCAGGAAGGUGGAAUAUCUGUAUUCUCUGGUAUUGCAUUGUUUGGAAUUCAUUACCAAGAAGAGUGAACCAGAUCUACCAGCAAGUGUAUCAGCCCAAGAAGAUGAAAACGGUUUGCCUGCUGCCGACAAUGAAGAGAAUGAUCCAUACUGGGCUUCAGAAGAAACCUCAG